GGAGGAUGGUUGUGUGUCUCGUAAGCUUUCGUCCGAUGGAGGUUGAUGGGAGAAAGGGGAAGAAGAAUUCGAAGGGCGUCGCAUGGUACUGGGUGAUAGAGUACUUUUCCACCCUAAAAGAAGUUGAUGCCUCUAUUUUACGCGGGCUUUUGGGGUUUUUUUUUGUUGUUUGUGUUGAUUGUAGAAUUGAUAGAACUGGUGCCUGGGACACAUGAUGAGGAAUUAGGGGCAAAGACUAGGGAAGUGGUGGCGUUGAGGUGUUUAGAGGAAUUGUUUGAUCCUCUUCCGGAUCCGGCAACUGUUGAUGCUCAAGCUAAUGGGCAUUUCGAUUUCUCUCGGGGGUUUGAGGAGGUCCUCACGUAUAUUCUACGACGGGCAUCGAUUUCAGAAUUGAAGUCGGGUGCCCCAGAGUCGUUAACAAGUUGUGCUAUUCCUUUUAUCAUCCAUAAAAGAGCUAGUAUGGGUCAAGCUGCUCUGAGUAAGCUCAAAGAUGAACUUGUACGAGGAACUCAUCCCUUUGCUCCAUACUUGAGCAAAGGUAGUAGACUUGUGCUUGCAAACGUGCAAGAUAACGAUGACAUUGUUGCACUUCCUUUGAGGAGCCCCAGUGAGGCCAAUGCUGAUGACCAAGUUUCUGAGGUCCCAGAGCGUUUGGUUGAUAUGAACCUUGACAAUGUGGAUGGCAAUGCUGAUGUUCAAGUUUCCAAAGUUCAAGAGAUCCACAAUGGUGAUGUGCAAGUUUCUGUGGUUCAAAAGAGCUUGAUUGCUACAACCCAUGACAAUGUGGAUGACGAGGCUGAUGUUCAAGUUUCCAAAGCUCAAGAGAGCUUGUUGUAUACUUCCUUUGAUGAUGGCAAAGGCAAUGCUGAUGCUCAAGUAAGCUUGAUUGCCUUUGACAAGGUGGAUGGUGAUGGUGAUGGUGAUGCUCAAGUUUCUACAGCACAAGAGAACUUGAUUUGUACUACCCUUGAUGAUGCCAAUGGCAACUCCGAUGCCCAAGUGGCUGAAGCUCAAGAAAGCUUGAUUGAUACAAUCCUUAACAAUGUGGAUGGCAAUGCCGGUCAUCAAGUUUCUAAAGCUCAAGAGAGCUUGAUUUAUACUACUCAUGAUGAUGCCAAUGGCAAUGCUGAUUCCCAAGUGGUUGAAGCCCAAGUAAGCUUGAUUCCCACAAUCCUUGAGAAUGUGGAUGGAGCACAAAGACAUGAUAUGCAUGCUGAAGAGUUCUUUCCCCGAAAGAGAAAGAGCAAUGAUUUUCCUGAUAAAUAUGUGGAUGGACAGUCCCAUGAAAUUGAAAACCAAGGUGAUCUGGAUGGCCGGUAUGAUCACUAUUUAGUUACAAAGAAGAUCAGGCUGGAUCCCUCUUGUGGUAAUCAAAUAGUUGCUGAGGCUUCCAAAGGAGUGAGGAAAUAUUCAGAACUUGGAGGCUUGGAGGAAAGUCGUUCUUUGGAGAUUGGUCAUGAUGAGAGGCUUGGGCUUGUGAGUGAUAUUCAUGGUAACAGUAACUUACAGCCUAAUACUGACAAGGUGUCUCGAGGUGCAUCUGGAAAUGAAACCGAUGAUUUCCUCUCAGUGGGUGUAGUCAGUGACGGUGAUCUAAGAGCGAGCAGUGUUGUACCCGCUUUGAAAACUCAGAAUAUUGAUAGUAACUUGCAUGAGAUUGAGCCUGAUAAUACCAUGGAACAUCUUCCUAAAGAAGAUACCGAAUUUGAUAAUGAUGGAUAUGAUAAUGAGGGGCUCAAAGUUUCCGAGAAAGAAGGAAAUAUCUUCAACUCUCCCUGCAAAGUAAAUCAUGGAUCUUCACAAGUAUCUGAAUCGCCGGUACUAAAUUUCUGUGUAAAGUGUAACAAGGAGGGUUCACUAUUAGUUUGUGGCAGCAGUGAUUGUUCCUUGGGUAUUCAUGAGAGCUGCUUGGGUUCCUCGGUUAAAUUUGAUGAUCAGGGUAACUUUUACUGCCCCUUUUGUGCAUAUUCUCGCGCUCUUUCUGAGUACCGUAAAUGUACGGAAAGUGUCUCCUCGGCGAAGAAGGAACUUAAUGCAUUUUUUAACAUGAACGCAAUUCACCAACCAAAGGAACAUGCUGAGAAGUUAUACAGAGGACAAAGCACCACCAUCCUAGAUAGUACAAACCAAGGAACAUGCUGAGAAGUCACAAGGGCAAAGCACUAUCGUUCUGGAUGACAACACAGGAAAGAUUGAGCGCACUUGAGGAACUCAGGAAAGUGAAAAGGAUUAAUGUGGUCAUAACUCAUAAGCUUUGUGUAUGACAUUUUGCACCCUGUCUCGAUCUCAGUAUGUCACAUUAGAAGUGAACGAAGUUGAUUAUUGGCACAGCUCCUCAUGAAAAUGGAAGGAAAUCCAAAGGUGGUUUAAGAUCAUCCAUUGGUAAGAGUCGCCUCUUUACUCGUUAUUGAUCUGGCUCAGAUUUUGAAAGUUUCUUAAGGUCCUAUAAGCAUUUUGGACUGUUUUGGUACUUUUGCAGUUCUUAAGCAUUAUCAUCAUCAACGAGGAGUGAUCGUAUCCACUCUAUGCAUACUACUUGGUGCGUGCUUCAGAGUUGGGGGUUAAUGGGAGUUCAGGGUAAAUGCCAAUUAGUAUGGGUGUGGAAGUGUUAGGAUUGUAUCAUAUCUUGUAAGACAGUUAAAUGCUGUAAAAACAUGUAGCUUUUGUGCAGAAGUCUUGGAUUUGAUCAUC
Messenger RNA from Tripterygium wilfordii, 2691 nucleotides. RefSeq lists its product as uncharacterized. The transcript is spliced from 4 exons. The record is from RefSeq and is a predicted model, not a curated record. Lineage: Eukaryota; Viridiplantae; Streptophyta; Magnoliopsida; Celastrales; Celastraceae. The coding region runs from base 127 to 2142 and encodes 671 amino acids.